Kazachstania africana CBS 2517 is the source of this 2598-nucleotide messenger RNA. RefSeq lists its product as uncharacterized. Gene Ontology annotation, molecular function: protein binding; chromatin binding. The transcript has a single exon. NCBI's taxonomy places the organism in Eukaryota, Fungi, Ascomycota, Saccharomycetes, Saccharomycetales, Saccharomycetaceae. Gene Ontology annotation, cellular component: RSC-type complex. The coding region runs from base 1 to 2598 and encodes 865 amino acids. The record is from RefSeq and is a predicted model, not a curated record. Gene Ontology annotation, biological process: chromatin remodeling.
AUGUCUCAAAUGAGAGAGGUUGGAGACCGGAAAAAGCUGGAAAAGCUUUUGAGAGUUUUUUAUAAGGAAGUUUUCACCUUAAAAGAUGAAACUAAUGCAUUUAAUAUUCAUCCAAUCUUCAACACGUUACCAUCAAAGAAAGACUAUCCAGAUUACUACGCUGUGAUUAGGACUCCUGUCUCUUUGAAUACUUUGAAGAAAAGAGUCCCACAUUACACGAAACCACAGGAGUUUUUGAAUGAUAUCGUUCAAAUUGGAUGGAAUGCUAUUACUUAUAACACGAAAGGUUCUGUUAUUUAUCAAUAUGCUACUGUCUUAAACAAAUAUGUGAAAGAGCAAAUGUAUCCAAGGUUAAGAAAGGAGUACCCUUUUGUCAGAUAUCCGUAUUUGGGUAAGUUACCAGAUGAAGCAGAUGAAAAAGAACAAUUGGCGUUUGUAGAGAAGGAAAGAUUGGAAGAUGAAAAAAAUGGUAUAGUAUCAACUAAAACAGAACUUAACCAAAAGGAAAAUACGGUGGUGGAAGAAACUGACCAGGAUGACGAAGAAUAUCUAGAGUUUAAGAAACCAACUAUGAGAUUAAGAACAAAUAGAAAGAUUUCUUCGUAUCAGGAAAGCCACUCCCCAAGUUACAAUCCAAUAUCGUCACCACAAAUUUCUUCAAAAGCUGUACAACACAAGGCUCACGUAAGACGCGGUAGACCACCUACUAUCGAUUUACCAUAUUUACAAAGAAUCAAGAAUAUUCUCAAAAAUUUCAAAAGAGAAUAUGACCAGGAUACCGGUGAUCUUUUGACCGCUUCUGUUGAAAAAUUGCCACCAGAUAUGUCAAACGUUGUUCCAAAUCCAGUUUCAAUGGAUGAUAUUAGGAAAAAGACCAAGACCCGUAAAUAUAAAGAUUUUAGUUCUUUCCAAAAUGAGUUCAAUUUAAUGCUCACAAACUUCAAACUCUAUUACCGUAGUGAUCUUGAUGAAUUGAAAAUAAUCAAUAAAUUAGAAAAAGUGUUCAAUAUUUUUGUACGAAACGAAUUAUCCAGACCAGAUGAGUUUUAUGUUCCUGAAGGUGAUUUAAGAUACCCAUUAGAUUCAAUUGUAGCUUGUGGUUUAAGUUUCAAGAUCGGUGAUUGGGUGUUGUUGAAUAAUCCGAAUGAUGCAAAGAAGCCAAUAGUGGGUCAAGUUUUUAAACUCUGGAAAACUUCCGAUGGUGGACAAUGGCUGAAUGCAUGUUGGUAUUUUAGACCAGAACAAACCGUCCACAGGGUAGAUAGAUUAUUUUAUAAAAAUGAAGUGAUGAAAACAGGUCAAUAUAGAGAUCAUCCCAUUGAGGAUAUUGUAGGAAAAUGUUACGUUAUCCAUUUCACUAGAUUUCAGAGAGGUGAUCCAGAUAUCAAUUUAGAGGGGCCUUUAUUUGUAUGUGAGUUCCGUUACAACGAAAAUGAUAAGGUCUUCAAUAAAAUUAGAACGUGGAAAGCCUGUUUACCCGAGGAGUUGCGUUAUGUCGAUGAACAAACCAUUCCAGUCCCUGGAAGAAAAUUUUUCAAAUAUCCGUCACCAAUCAGACAUCUUUUACCAUCAAAUGCAUCCGUUGAUGAUCGACUUCCAGAACCUACGAAGGGUGCGCCAAACGCUCCUCCUUUAGUUGGUGCUGUGUACGUCCGACCAAUGUUAGAUCGUGAUGAUCUUGGUGAAUACAUGACAUCUACAGACUGUCCUCGUUAUAUUAUCAGACCAGGUGAUCCUCCUGAGGAAGGAAAAAUUGAUUAUGAAUCAGGGACAGUUGUAACUAACUAUGCAACAACUAAUGCUUUACCUAGAACGAACAAUCAUUCAACCGUAAGACUACCGUCACUAAGACAAAGCAGAACAAGUACUGCAAUGAAUUCUGGAAGAAACACUCCAGAUCAGGGAUAUCCCUUACUCAGUACGAAUAAUUAUGGAGAUACUCCUGGCGGAUUGACUGUUCAACGCUUGACACAAUUACAAUUUCAAAGGCUACAACAAAAGCAACAGCAAGAACAACAGAAAAAAUUACAAGCUAACAACAAUUACAGACUAACCAAUGUGGUCAGUAACCUGAAUGCACAAGCUUCCAGAAGUAGCAUGUUUCAAGUUGUUGUUGAUUCACCAAGCAGCUACAUACUUCCCAUCUCAAUUACUAAAAAUGUCGAUGUUCUGCAACGAAGCGACUAUGGCAGUCAAUCUAGAAGAAGUCAUGAACAUGGCUCAGUCUCAGAUCAAAUAUUAACUAGGAAAAGAAUAAAAAAAGAGGUACUGUGGUUCAAAGGUGCCAGUAUUAGCAUCGAAGAAAACUUAUUGAAUUUAGGUUCUGAAUAUUUUGACGUCCCAUUAAAUAAAUGGUUUCAAAAUACCAAAAAGAGAAAACUUGAAUUUGAAGAAAUUGAGGAAGUUUUAGAGACACCAAGCCAAAAAAAUGAAUCAAAUAACUUUGAGGGCGAUGACAAUAUCAGUCAUAAAGAUAAUGAUUUACAUCUAGACCAUGAACACGAUAAUGAAAAAAAUUACAUUCCUGGAACAUUUGUAUUGGGGCUAAGACCUUCUGCGAAGUUCAUGGCUCAUAAAUUGAAACCAACCUCAAUUUAG